Molecule: messenger RNA, 1588 nt
Organism: Hypoxylon trugodes
Lineage: Eukaryota; Fungi; Ascomycota; Sordariomycetes; Xylariales; Hypoxylaceae
Exons: 2
Coding region: 429-1217 (262 amino acids)
Source: RefSeq, a predicted model, not a curated record
UCUCAAUUCCUCGCGUCAUCAUUCAAUCAUCUCUUCUAGACAUCUACCCUCCUAAUCCACCAGUGAUAGGCCAUAAAAUUCAAAUGCGUUUGGUCAAUAUGGAGAAAGCACAUGAGGGCGUCAUUGACAAACCUCUAGAUUCCUUAGGUAUUGACAACCACUCUUCAGAUCAAAGGGCCUUACAAAUCGCGACCGGGCUGAAUACAAUAUCCGUCACUAUGUCACGAUGGGCAGGACUGGAACCAUCAAAUACGCUGUGAUGACGGCGAUUAUCGUAAUUUAUCCAAAUCCUUGACGCGAUGAUAACUAGAAAGGCAAUUGAUAUCAGUUGACCUAUUCGCGACUCUUCAUGGCUGGUAGUAUCCCACUUGGUUCUUGGUAGAAACCACGAACCAGACCAAAUCAUCAGUUGUUCGAUUAUUAUCACGAUGCUCAGACAGGCAAUUCGUUCAGCAGGGUUCCGAGGCUCUAGGGCCUGGCCAACGUCUACACUACCCGCUCGAGCACCACUCGUGCGCCCCUACUCCGAUCAGAUCAUGUCGAAUAGUUUACUAAGGUCAAGGCCAAGGUCAAGCGGUAAGACUAUCCGAGAUCAUCGCUCUCCAAACGACACGGCCCAGACUUUCAGUCAAAUGGACAGCAUCUCGUCCAUAAUUCACCAUGACCACAGACAGAUUGAGAAAUAUUAUAGUAAAAUUAUCAACUCAAAGGAUCCCGACGUUCAACGCCGAUACCAAAAUGCCUUCGUGUGGGAAUUAGCUAGGCAUUCAAUAGCCGAGGAGAUGGUUGUAUAUCCUUCAAUGGAAACUGGUGUCAACGACGGUAGAGAGAUGGCCGACAAGGACAGAGCGGAGCACCAAGUGACUAAAGAACAACUCUACAAAUUCCAGAACUUGAAACCCAGCGACAGCGACUUCAUUCCCACACUUGAAUCGCUCAUGCGAGACUUAAAAAUUCAUAUCAAAGAGGAGGAAGAGCAUGAUCUUGUUAAGUUAGAGGAAGCAUUGCUUCCGUCGAGAUCGAAGGAUCUAGCCCAGCAGUUCGAAAUGACGAAGGCGUUCAUCCCAACUCGCAGCCACCCUAGCGCCCCUAAUAAGCCGCCCUACGAAACUUGGGCAGGCCUAGUGACGGCGCCGUUGGAUAAGAUUCGCGAUAUAUUCCGCGCCUGGCCUGAUGAGCCUAGUCCGAAGCCGUCUUCGGGUGGACCGGCAAGAUAAUACCUGCGAGCAUUUUUAGACGCACGUCUAGACCCGGUUCAGACGGUUCGGCGACGCUUUGGUGAACGUUACAGAGAUGUAAAUGUCGAUGGUGAUUUUCGGUUUGGUUAGACGGUUAAAUAUGUCUAGGCAUCAGAUUUUCUCUAGCCCUACGUUCAGUAUCUACUUUAUAUUAAAGCUCCUAGAACUAUCGUUCCGUACGCUAAAGACGAGCUAAGAGCCUGAAACCACGCAAUUUGCAUAUUACAUUUAAAAAUAACAGCAAAUUCAAUUGGUUAACCAUGGUCCCUUCGUAUCUAGUUUCCAGGUUCGUGGAGUGUUGUGUAGGAUGAUUCGACCUAUACAAUUUAGCCGGUUCCACGACAGCUUUG